AUGUUAAGUGAGUCAACCCUUCACCCACCCGAUAGUGACAAUUCAGAUCCAACCUCUUCUUUCUCAACUGUAUCAGCCAAAUUUAGGCGUAUCAAACAUCUCUAUAGGGAUACCACAACAGUCCCUCUAACUUCCUCCUAUUUAGCAACCUUAUCAAUUAAAUAUAUGUUACCCCAAUGCUACCAUCUUACUCUCUCUCACAAAGAACCCAAAAAUUUCUCCACUACCUCCAAUCAUCCCCUAUGGAGACAAGUCAUGCAAUUGGAGUUUGAGGCUCUCCAAAAAAAUCAAACUUGGACCUUAAUCCCACGACCUCCUAACACACAUAUAAUAUGGUGUAAAUGGGUCUACUAG
Messenger RNA from Spirodela intermedia, 354 nucleotides. NCBI's taxonomy places the organism in Eukaryota, Viridiplantae, Streptophyta, Magnoliopsida, Alismatales, Araceae. The record is from the annotation of a GenBank genome assembly.